AUGACCCUCCUAACACCUCUCGUACGCUCCUCAAUGUUCGCCCCUGGCGUUCCAGACAUCAUGCGCGAAUUCGAAACCUCCAACCGCAACAUCGCCACCUUCGUCGUCUCCGUCUACGUCCUCGGCUUCGCAUUCGGUCUUCUCCUUGCCGCGCCGCUCAGCGAAAUCUACGGCCGCGCUAUCGUCUUCAACAUCGCCAACGUCCUCUUCCUUGUAAUGACCGUCGCUACGGCGCUGAGCUAA
Molecule: messenger RNA, 243 nt
Organism: Fusarium odoratissimum NRRL 54006
Lineage: Eukaryota; Fungi; Ascomycota; Sordariomycetes; Hypocreales; Nectriaceae
Exons: 3
Coding region: 1-243 (80 amino acids)
Biological process (GO): transmembrane transport
Cellular component (GO): membrane
Molecular function (GO): transmembrane transporter activity
Source: RefSeq, a predicted model, not a curated record